AGGAGAAGCAGCGCUCCAUUUACCCACAAACCACCUCACCACCCGGCUCUGAGGACCAGCUGAAGGUCCACUAGGAGACCCUUCAGCUGCAGAUUAAAGCUCCUCUGAUGAAGAGCCGCCGUCUGCUGAGGGUAAAAAGCUGCAGCGUUCUUGUGUUUGGCGUCAAAGCCGCGGUUCUGCUGUGACCGGAGACGCUGGUGUCGGGUUCUACCGGGUCACUGAGAAAUAAAACACCGACAGAAACCAGAGCAGCAGCAGAUCCUCAGACUGGAGCUCAAACAAGCUCCAGAAAGGAACCUGGAAACCUCCCAGAGACCCUCGUGUUCCUCAUCCACUGAUCAGCUGAUCAAUAAUCAAUAAUCAGCGACUGGGGGUGAACAGGGAAGAGUUGGAGCUCCUACAGAUGUUUUGGAGGAAGGAGGGACCAUGGCAGCUGAUCCAGUGACAGCAGGGCAGCGACCUUAAGACUCAGACGGACUCCAGAGACUCUACAGACCAGGACCAGGACCAGGACCAGGACCAGGCAUCGCCAUGGUGAACACAGGGAUGCAGCUGAUCAGCUUCACCUGCGCCGUCACCGGCUGGAUCAUGGCCAUCGCGGUGACGGCGCUGCCCCAGUGGAAGGUGUCGGCGUUCAUCGGCAGCAACAUCCUGACAUCGGAGAUCAAGUGGGAGGGCAUCUGGAUGAACUGCGUGUACCAGACCACGGGCCACAUGCAGUGUAAGACCUACGACUCCAUGCUGGCGCUGCCGCCGGACAUCCAGGCGGCCCGGGCCCUCAUGUGUCUGUCCAUCUUCAUGGGCUGGCUGUCCUGCACCGUCUCCUGCUGUGGGAUGAAGUGCACCACCUGCGCUGGAGACGACCGGCGGGCCAAAGCUGGCAUCGCGCUGUCGGGCGGCGUCCUCUUCAUCCUGACGGGGCUCUGCGUCCUCAUCCCCGUCUCCUGGACCGCCAACACCGUGGUCCAGGACUUCUACAACCCCAACGUGCCGCUGAUGCACAAACGGGAGCUGGGCCAGGCCAUCUACCUGGGCUGGGCCGCCGCCGUCAUCCUGAUGAUCAGCGGCGCCGUCCUGAGCAGCACCUGUCCUCUGAUGGAGCGAGGAGGACGAUACCGACGGGGCUACAUCGGACGGAGCUUCGCCAACUCACCGGCCACGGCUCCGGACCCGCCCAAACCCAUCACCUCCAACAGCCUGCCGCUGAAGGAGUAUGUCUAGACCAGGGGGUCCACCGGGUCCAGGCCAGGACCACAUGCAGACCUCCAGACCGGACCAGUAGAACCAGUAAAACCAGAACAUGAUGACCUCUAAAUAACCACAACUCCUGAUGGUUCCUAAUGUUCACAUUUAAGGAAUUAUCUUUUUACCAAACAUCAGGAACAACCUGAACAACUGACAAAAAAAAAGGAUACAAACGAGACAAAAAUACACAAAACGACAAAAAUGCUACACAAAAUGAUAAAAGUAAGUCAAAAAACAACAAAGACAACACAAAAUAUUACAAAAAUGAGGCACAAAACGACAAAAGAACAAAGAACAAUCUAGUAUUUUACUUUCUGAUCCAAACAACUUGUCAUGGUCUAGAAAUGAUUUUAAAUUUAUAGUUUUACUAAUUUACAAUCUGCAGUUAAUGUCUUCUUUGGAAUUUUUACACUUUGAGGGCCGGAUUGGACCCUCUGGAGGACCACUUUUGGUCCACGGGCCUCAUGUUGGACCCUCUGGAGGACCGCUUUUGGUCCGCGGGCCUCAUGUUGGACCCUCUGGAGGACCGCUUUUGGUCCACGGGCCUCAUGUUGGACCCUCUGGAGGACCGCUUUUGGUCCGCGGGCCUCAUGUUGGACCCUCUGGAGGACCGCUUUUGGUCCGCGGGCCUCAUGUUGGACCCUCUGGAGGACCGCUUUUGGUCCGCGGGCCUCAUGUUGGACCCUCUGGAGGACCGCUUUUGGUCCGCGGGCCUCAUGUUGGACCCUCUGGAGGACCGCUUUUGGUCCGCGGGCCUCAUGUUGGACCCUCUGGAGGACCGCUUUUGGUCCGCGGGCCUCAUGUUGGACCCUCUGGAGGACCAUUUUUGGACCACGGGCCUCAUGUUGGACCCUCUGGAGGACCGCUUUUGGUCCGCGGGCCUCAUGUUGGACCCUCUGGAGGACCGCUUUUGGUCCACGGGCCUCAUGUUGGACCCUCUGGAGGACCGCUUUUGGUCCGCGGGCCUCAUGUUGGACCCUCUGGAGGACCGCUUUUGGUCCACGGGCCUCAUGUUGGACCCUCUGGAGGACCGCUUUUGGUCCGCGGGCCUCAUGUUGGACCCUCUGGAGGACCGCUUUUGGUCCACGGGCCUCAUGUUGGACCCUCUGGAGGACCGCUUUUGGUCCGCGGGCCACAUGUUGGACCCUCUGGAGGACCGCUUUUGGUCCGCGGGCCACAUGUUGGACCCUCUGGAGGACCGCUUUUGGUCCGCGGGCCUCAUGUUGGACCCUCUGGAGGACCGCUUUUGGUCCACGGGCCUCAUGUUGGACCCUCUGGAGGACCGCUUUUGGUCCGCGGGCCUCAUGUUGGACCCUCUGGAGGACCGCUUUUGGUCCACGGGCCUCAUGUUGGACCCUCUGGAGGACCGCUUUUGGUCCGCGGGCCACAUGUUGGACCCUCUGGAGGACCGCUUUUGGUCCGCGGGCCACAUGUUGGACCCUCUGGAGGACCGCUUUUGGUCCGCGGGCCUCAUGUUGGACCCUCUGGAGGACCGCUUUUGGUCCACGGGCCUCAUGUUGGACCCUCUGGAGGACCGCGGGCCUCAUGUUGGACCCUCUGGAGGACCGCUUUUGGUCCACGGGCCUCAUGUUGGACCCUCUGGAGGACCGCUUUUGGUCCACGGGCCUCAUGUUGGACCCUCUGGAGGACCGCUUUUGGUCCACGGGCCUCAUGUUGGACCCUCUGGAGGACCGCUUUUGGUCCACGGGCCUCAUGUUGGACCCUCUGGUCUAAAGACAAACUGAACGUCUCCAGAUCCAGGUUUAAAUCUGAAGUCUGUAUUUAUGAAUAUAUGGGAUCUAUAUUUUGUAUUUCUAUUUUCCUGAACUGUGGAGCCUGAAGAGCCUCCAGGACCAAACAGGAUCAAUCAGAACUGAUCAGGACCGAUCAGUGGGCUUUCAUGAUGGCUCUGUUGUGACGGUUGCCGUGGUUUCUCUACCUCCUGAUGAUGCUGGCUGAUGACAUCACAGCGGUGAAAUAAAGCAGUGUGAAGCGUGAUAAAAACAA
Messenger RNA from Acanthochromis polyacanthus (spiny chromis), 3252 nucleotides. It is a transcript of the gene cldn35, whose product is annotated as claudin 35. Gene Ontology annotation, cellular component: bicellular tight junction; plasma membrane. Gene Ontology annotation, biological process: cell adhesion; bicellular tight junction assembly. The record is from RefSeq and is a predicted model, not a curated record. The coding region runs from base 532 to 1221 and encodes 229 amino acids. The transcript has a single exon. Lineage: Eukaryota; Metazoa; Chordata; Actinopteri; Pomacentridae. Gene Ontology annotation, molecular function: structural molecule activity.